Fusarium mangiferae is the source of this 654-nucleotide messenger RNA. RefSeq lists its product as uncharacterized. The transcript is spliced from 4 exons. The record is from RefSeq and is a predicted model, not a curated record. Lineage: Eukaryota; Fungi; Ascomycota; Sordariomycetes; Hypocreales; Nectriaceae. Bases 1 to 654 code for a protein of 217 amino acids.
AUGAUUAACCGCAAUCUCAAAUUCAUCCAGUCUGUCUACAAGUUUCACGGGACUGAGCUGAGUGAGGCUCUGCGGAUACUGGAGAGCGAUGUGAUCGGCCCUAAAGUAGUGGAACUUGGGUGGACCAUCUCCAAGGAUAAUGACGAGAAUCUCGUCACGUUCAAAACAUCAAUGUUCAGUGGUGCGGGCCUCUCAGGAUACCACAGCGUCGUCUCAGCCGCAAAGGAACCUUUUUCGAAAAGGAUGGCUGGCGACGAGAAUACAAUCCCAAGGUCCCUACGAUGGGAGGUCUUUCGAAUCGUCGCAGCGCACGGCGGCCUCGAAGACAACCACGAUAUGUUUUACCUCGCUUGGCUGGCGGGCGGAACGACUCACGGGGCGACUGGGCUUUGGGAAUGGACCAAGGAGAAUUGGGAGAGGGUGGAGAAAGAGGUUCCGGUUGACAUCGCGUCUUUGUUCCUUGGGACUGCUCUCGAGGGUCUGCAUACCCAGGAGCAAAUUGAGGACGUAAAAGGAUUCUGUGCGAUGCGCGAUACGAAGUUAUAUCAGAUGGUGCUUGACCAUAACCUGGAGGGCAUGGAGAAUCGAAGAUCAUGGGCUGAAUGUGAUGUCUCCAAUGUCCGUUCGUGGUUGAAGAGUCACGGGAAUCUGUAA